ACCCCCUCUAUAAAAACUGCCCCACUAUCACAACUUUCUUCUACCUUCACUUCUCUUCUUCUUUGCAAGCCAUUCUAGAGAGAGAGAGAAGAGAGAAGAGAGAGAAAACAACUGCAGAAAGAAAAAAAAAAUGGCGAUCGACAACAAAUCCCUCGGUAUAAUUAGCUCACCUCUAAAAAAUAAAAAACUCUAUUUAGCAACACAAAUUUCUCUGAGAGUUUUGGCCGUUGCUUUCACUCUUGCUGCUGCUUUGCUUAUGAUCUCAAGCAAGGAAACUAAGGUGCUUUACAGUAUUUCCGUCGACUCGAAAUACAGCUAUUCUCCGGCUUUCAAGUUUUUGGCAUAUGCAAAUUUUGUGGCGUUUGGCUUCUCAAUUCUGUCGCUAAUUGUUGCGUUUGGUUUGGGGAAAAGAGAAGUGAAUUCGACAAACUAUUUCUACUUGUUCCUGCAUGAUUUGAUAAUGAACGUCUUGUUGAUGGCGGCGUGUGCGGCGACGACUGCCGUAGGCUACAUCGGAAAAUACGGCAACAGCCACACGGGAUGGAUAGCGAUUUGCGACCAUUUUCCGAAAUUCUGCAACAGAGUCACAACUGCUGCAACGAUGUCGUAUUUGGGAUUUAUUGUCUAUUUCAUUCUCACCAUAAUUUCUGCUAAGCAAUCUCGACAAAUCGGAGCUUAGAAUUUGAUGACGAAAAUUCAGUUAUUUAAAAUAUUUGUUUGUCUCAUUAAUAUUAUUUUUGUUUUAAAUUUGGGAAUUUUUUAAAGAUAUGAUAUGAUUGAUGUACUUUAAAUUUGUUUUGUCUUUAUAUGAUGUCAUGUGACUAAUUGGCCACGUGAUUUGAUUGGUUUCG
Erythranthe guttata (spotted monkey flower) is the source of this 851-nucleotide messenger RNA. Its product is annotated as CASP-like protein 1F1. Lineage: Eukaryota; Viridiplantae; Streptophyta; Magnoliopsida; Lamiales; Phrymaceae. The record is from RefSeq and is a predicted model, not a curated record.